CUCGUCGACCAGUACGUGGCAGGCCGACCAUGAGUCGACUAGAGUCACUGUGCUGCUCAUUGCGUUCUCGCGCAAGGACCAGCUACUAGUCGUUUAGCAGUUGCGGCCAAGGACACGUAACCACCCUCCAUGCUCGAGGCCAUGGUACGCGGGCAGUCGACGAAGUACAUGCAGUCUCUCGCCGAGGUCACUCACCCCUUAGCCCCAACCCUACUGCGGUUGCCAAAGAAAGGCGCGCCAGUUACAUCCAACAUGCGUCGGCCGCCAGCGACGCCGCCGCGCACGCCGAUGGCAGCGACAGCGGUUGCCGCAACGAUCCUCGACAAGUAUCGUCUCCGCGUCGAGAAACGACCGUCGUGCGUGCACCUCUCUCGAUAUGCGCAAUUGCUCCUCGUCGCGGGCAACGUGGCCGAUGCCCGCGGGGUAUUUCGGGCUUCAAUGGAGGCUUGUGCCCAUCACACAGAUAUUGGCCACGCGUUCCAGCUCGACCUCGUGCCGUGUCUUCGGACGCUCGCGGCGUACGCCUUUUUUCUCGAGCACUACGAAGACGACGACGAGAUGGCGUGUGCUCUCUACGAACGUGUCUUGGCCGUCGACCCAACGCAGGCGCUUGCCAUGGGCAACUACGCCAUGCUCCUGCACAAAAUGAGUCUCGAGUCGCCGCUUCGCAUCGACCAAGCCUAUGAAGCCGCGAUCGAGCGCUACCCGCGUCACGGCACCGUUCUCUGCAAGUACGCGGGCUGGCUUGUUCAGCAACGCCGGCUCGCGCUGGCCGAGCAAAUGUACCUCGAAGCCAUAGACGCGGCGCCCGCGAGCCCCGAUGUUGUCGGCAACUACGCGGCAUUCCUGCACUCGAUCAAGCAUGACGACGAUGCCGCCGAGGUGCAGUACGAGCGCGCCGUUGCCCUCCAGCCGACGCACGCAGUCAACUGCGCACAAUUCGCGUCGUUUCUCGCGUUGGCGCGCCACGAUGUCGAGCGUGCGCAGACCUUCUACAAGCGAUCGCUGGCUGCCAACCCCAACGACAGUGAUACGUGGCAUCGCUAUGGCCAGCUCUUUUGGCGCGACCUGCACCUCUUCCACGAAGCCCGCGAGUGCUUUUGCAUGGCACUGCAACUCGACAAGUCACACGUGGUCGCCGCCUUGGACGCUGCGCGAGUCAGCGACGCAGACCUGAAUGACGCAGUCAAGGCCGACGAAUUUUACCAGCGCGCGAUUGAGCUGGAUGGUGGCGCGACGGACGCGUUGUCUGCCUACGGCGACUUUUUACAGCGCCACGAGCGCAUGCUCGAAGCCGAAGUGAUGUUGGAGAAGGCGUAUGCGAGCGACAAGGACAACAUGACGCUCAUCGAGCGCUUGUGCCACGUCAAGUGUCUCAACAUGGCACGGCCUUCCUACGACGUGCACCACCGCCGCGUGGAUGAACAUGUGCUCGAAAACCUUUUUCAACACAUUCUACGCCUCUCGGCCUUGAAUGUACACGCUGUCACGAGCUGUGCUGUCGCGAUCGGGCGAGUCCUCGACUGCUCGCCGACAGUGCUCUACGAGGCAGCAGCUACAGACCCCGCUCUUACCGUCAACGCUCUUGUGGCGCGAGGUAUGUACGCCGAAGUUGUCGACGGCUGCGACGACGAAGCUGAGUCCUUUUACCGUCACGCACUGGACCACGACGAUCUGAGUUUCGAAGCCAUCUUUGCGUUUUCCAAGUUUUUGGUGCGGGCGAAGAACGACAAGAAUGGAGCGAUACGCAUAGUCCGCAACGCGAUCGCUGCGUGCCAGGAGGCACAUGCGCGGCUAACGAUCUCGGAUGAUGUGCUUGGACGCAAGCAAAAGCAAAUGGAAAAGUUGCUGCAGGCAAUUGCAACGUAACUGUGUCAAAGAGAUUCGGACGAUCUAAUUGGCU
Molecule: messenger RNA, 1903 nt
Organism: Saprolegnia diclina VS20
Lineage: Eukaryota; Oomycota; Saprolegniomycetes; Saprolegniales; Saprolegniaceae
Exons: 14
Coding region: 130-1869 (579 amino acids)
Biological process (GO): protein O-linked glycosylation via mannose; RNA processing
Cellular component (GO): endoplasmic reticulum membrane
Molecular function (GO): protein binding; mannosyltransferase activity
Source: RefSeq, a predicted model, not a curated record